AUGAAUCGAACUUCUAAUCGUCACUUGAUGACGGAGUGUAAAAUGCACUUUGACACUCAAUUCAAUGCGAGAUUACUAAACCAGACCCCAAGCUAUUUGAAAGUAAGAAAAGUACAUUAUGAGUGUUGGUAUAUAAAGAAAAUUGUUGGAAAAUCGAAAUUGGAGCAUGCUCCUUGA
This is a messenger RNA of Sclerotinia sclerotiorum 1980 UF-70, 177 nucleotides long. RefSeq lists its product with no specific name. The transcript has 3 exons. Bases 1 to 177 code for a protein of 58 amino acids. Lineage: Eukaryota; Fungi; Ascomycota; Leotiomycetes; Helotiales; Sclerotiniaceae. The record is from RefSeq and is a predicted model, not a curated record.